Molecule: messenger RNA, 1266 nt
Organism: Pisolithus orientalis
Lineage: Eukaryota; Fungi; Basidiomycota; Agaricomycetes; Boletales; Pisolithaceae
Exons: 5
Coding region: 1-1266 (421 amino acids)
Biological process (GO): transsulfuration
Molecular function (GO): cystathionine gamma-synthase activity
Source: RefSeq, a predicted model, not a curated record
AUGGGAAAGAAUUUAUUCACAAUCAAGCCAUCUGACCUCCGAAUCAUUCACUCUGCCAUCGACCUUACACGAGAUCCGCUCUUAACUUCACGGGAGAUACUGGGUCUCCUUGUAGUAUCACAAUCAGUACCUCCGCCAUCCGCCAAAGUCUUCGUUCUGCUCUUUUAUACCGACACCUAUAAAGCCGCGAGGAAGUUCUGGGAACAUGCGGCCUCUGAACUUCGUCGCAAUAUGCAGAACACUACAGAUUUGACCCCGAAAUCCUUGGACGUGUCAGAAAUUCCAUUAGCGACAGGAGCGGACGUGAAAGAUGCACUCCGUCAACAAAUAGCGAACUAUUUUGUCCGUGAUGAAUUGCCUGCCAGUACGCAGACAAACGUUUCUAAGGAUGAUGUGUUCCUUUUCCCGUGCGGAAUGCCAGCGUUGUGGAAUGUGCCCUUUUGGGAAAAUCGUUGUAUUGGCUUUCUGUACACAGACACACUCAAAAUUGUCGACAAAGGUGCCAUAUUCUACGGACACGGACGUGAUUGUGACAUUGAUGACCUAGAUGCUGUGCUCGCAAGAAAAGGAACCGAGAAUCCUUCCACGCUUCCCAUACUUGCUCUCUACACGGACUGUUCAUCGAAACCUCUACUAUUUACCGUGAAUAUACCGCGACUAGGCGCCUUGGUAGACAAAUACGAUUUCUUGGUUGUCAUCGAUGAGACCGUCGGGACCCUAUCAAAGUAUUUGGACGGAUAUGCAACCAUGCUUGGCGGGAGCCUGGUAAUUGAUUCUCACAUGAGACACCAUGCUAUGCUCAGGGUGCACCUGGCGUCGACUUUUGAGGACACCUACUUUACCCCCGAUGCAACCGCGAUGGAAUGGAAUUCGCGCCACUUCUUCGAACGCAUGCACAUUAUAAACGCAAACACUGGGUACAUCUGUGAAUUCCUCCGCGUGCACUCUAUUGAGGGCGAAGCACCCGAAAGUGAAGGCGCGGUUAUCAAGCAAGUGUGGUAUCCCAAGUACAUAACUCCGGAGAACUACCAAAUCUGUCGUCAGCAUCUGCCUGCUGACAAACUAGACCACAAAAUUAGAGGGUAUGGCGGCCUGUUUUCACUCACGUUCACGAGUUUGGACACGUCCCGCGCAUUCUACGAUGUACAAUCUCAACUCCAUUCUCAACGUACUUGGAGAUGUCCAAUACGGCGAGUCCUUGGCACACGUGAAUCAAACGGACGACCUUCCGAGGAAAUAACCUGGGAACAAUCAGGAAGGUGCUAG